GACGCAAGCAGAAGGCUAAGCUUGGACACCGUUCUACAGCAGUAUUUAAGUCGAAUGAUCGUGUCGUUCCUUCGAUCAAAUCCAUUUCAUAAUAGCGUUGUUGGCAGUCUCGAAACAGUAGUUAAAUAGUAUAUUAUUCUGUUUUACAAUGGAACACAAUCGGUUGGGACAUUGUGGAUUUUUAUUUUUAUUGUUUGGACUGCAUUUCGUUCAUGGCGACCUGAGCUAUUCGGUUCAAGAGGAAAUGAAGCAGGGAUCUGUUAUCGGGAAUAUCGCCAAGGAUCUGGGACUUACAUUGGACGUAAUAUCUACUAGGAAGGCUCGUAUUGAAUCAGAGGAAAACGAACGGAGGUAUUGUGAUGUCAGUCUUCGAAGCGGAGAGCUCAUUGUUUCAGAGAGAAUCGACAGAGAGGAACAAUGCGGAGAAAAGCCGUCAUGUGUUCUUAAAUUCGAGCUGCUUUUGGAAUCUCCUUUGGAAUUACACCGUGUAUCACUACAGAUAAAAGACAUAAACGACAAUGCACCGAUUUUCCCAACAGACAGAAUAAAGCUGGAAAUCAGUGAAUCUGCUGUCAAAGGAGCUCGGUAUCGCGUCGAUGCGGCCCAUGAUGAAGAUAUAGGCCAAAACGGUGUUCAGAGUUACACUCUCAACCGGAAUGACCACUUUGUUUUCAAUAUACAAACGUCAAAUGACGGUACUAAAUAUGGAGAAUUAGUUUUAGACAAGGAAUUAGAUCGAGAGGAGCAGAAGGAAAUCAAAUUAUUACUUUCGGCUCUAGAUGGUGGUUCUCCUCAGAGAUCAGGCACUGUAGCAAUUUACGUCACUGUGUUGGACGCUAAUGACAACGCCCCAGUGUUUAGUCAGGCAGUGUAUGAGGCCAGCCUUGCUGAAAACAUACCGAUAAAAACUCCUGUAAUCACCGUAAGCGCUUCUGACGCAGACGAGGGUGUUAAUGGGGAAGUUACGUACGGACUAGGACGGGUGUCUGACAAGUCACGAAAACUGUUUUCCCUUGAUCGACAGACUGGAGAGAUUUUUGUUGCAGGUGAUAUAGACUUUGAGGAGGGAUCAAAAUAUGAGAUUAUUGUUCAAGCAAAAGAUGGAUUUGGCAUUUCUUCAGACGCUAAAGUAAUUGUAAGAAUUACCGAUAUUAAUGAUAAUGCCCCAGUCAUUGCUUUGAAAUCGUUAUCCAAUCCUGUGCGAGAAAAUGCAUCACCUGGUACGGAGGUGGGCCUUAUUAACGUGCAGGAUCGAGAUUCAGAGAAAAACCGAAAGGUUAGGUGUUCUCUUCAGCAACAUGUUCCUUUUAAACUUAUUCCGUCAAUUAAAAACUAUUAUUCUUUGGUAACAACAAAGGAACUAGACAGGGAACUGGUGUCUGAAUACAACAUUACAAUUACUGCUAUCGACGAGGGCUCUCCUCCUCUGUCGUCAGUUAAAGUUGUUCACAUCUCAAUAGCUGACGUCAACGACAACCCACCUGUGUUUGAGGAGCAGUCGUAUAGCAGCUAUGUCCCUGAGAACAACAAACCAGGCCACAGCCUGUGUUCUAUUAAGGCCCAUGACCCAGACUGGAGACAAAACGGUACAGUGAUCUAUUCUCUUUUACCUGCUGAAGUCAACGGUGCUCCAGUCUCCUCUUAUCUAUCUGUUAACGGAGACACCGGAGUGAUCCAAAGUGUCAGGUCGUUUGAUUAUGAACAGUUUCGGAGCUUUAAAGUGCAUGUAAUGGCACGAGACAACGGUUCUCCUCCGCUCAGCAGCAACGUGACUGUGAGUGUCUUCAUAACGGAUGUAAAUGACAACACUCCUCAGAUACUUUACCCUGCCCCAGAGGGAAACUCCUUCAUGACUGAACUGGUACCCAAAGCUGCACAAGGAGGUUCUCUGGUUUCCAAGGUGAUAGCAGUUGAUGGGGACUCUGGACAGAACGCCUGGCUGUCCUAUCAGAUCAUUAAGUCCACUGAUCCUGGAAUUUUCAAAAUCGAUCUGCACAGUGGGGAGAUCAGGACCCAGCGAGACAUUUCUGAUUCUGACAACAUGAAACAGAACAUUGUAGUCGCUGUAAAGGAUAACGGACAACCCUCCCUCUCUGCUACAUGUUCCAUGUUUUUACUGAUUUCUGAUAACUUGGCUGAAGUACCAGAACUGAAGGACAUGGCUUAUGAAGAUAGCAGUUCUAAAUUAACAUCUUAUCUGAUCAUCGCGCUGGUAUCCGUCUCCACCUUUUUCCUGACUUUCAUUAUUAUCAUUCUGGGAUUGAGGUUUUGUCGGAGGAGAAAGCCCAAACUGUUAUUUGAUGGAGCGGUUGCUAUUCCCAGCUCUUAUCUCCCUCCAAACUACGCAGAUGUGGACGGCACUGGAACUUUACGCAGCAAAUAUAAUUAUGAUGCGUAUUUAACCACUGGAUCUAGAACAAGUGACUUUAAAUUUGUCACAUCUUACAAUGACAACACACUGCCUGCAGACCAGACCCUGAGAAAAAAUGCAACAGACUUUGAAGAAGUGUUUGGAGAUCUUGAUGUUUCCCCUGAGGUAGGCAUAAUCCAGAGUUUCUUCCUUAUAUUUUCAUAGAUCCAACACAAAAAAUGUUCUUUGUAAUUAUUCAUUGUUCUACACUUGCUCAUUGAUAAGCAUUUGCAAAACGGAGACAAAGUGUGAAAU
Molecule: messenger RNA, 2665 nt
Organism: Gadus morhua (Atlantic cod)
Lineage: Eukaryota; Metazoa; Chordata; Actinopteri; Gadiformes; Gadidae
Product: protocadherin beta-15-like
Exons: 1
Coding region: 149-2575 (808 amino acids)
Biological process (GO): homophilic cell-cell adhesion
Cellular component (GO): plasma membrane
Molecular function (GO): calcium ion binding
Source: RefSeq, a predicted model, not a curated record